UGGUUUUUCCACUGGUUGCAACGUCAUUUUAUUUCGGUGAAGCGGGUUGAAAGAAAAAAUGACUGAUUCCACCCAUUUUUCCUUCUUUCCACUCAGAACAUAAUGGAUCUGGACAAAUCACUGUCUGCCAUGUCACUCAAAGACCGGGAGCAAAGUAAGGCUCCCAUUUCCGCUAGUGCGCCUACGGGUCGUUCUCCUGGAAUGCCUCCACGUAAUCCCAUGCUGAACCGUUUGCCGCCCAUGAGUCGUCCAGGUCAGUCGUCUCCGUUACCUCCAAUGGCACGCGGCCAAUCCCCACCUGUGGGCGGCCGCAUGGCACCUCCUCCUGCUAUGCGCGGACGCCCAGGUGGCCGCAUGGGCAAAGUAUCGUUGAACCUGUCGCAGCUCGGCUUAUCCCCGAAGCCAGAACAAACACCGUUUGCCAAUUUUUCGAAAUAUGUUGAUCCAAGCGGCAAACUGAACUUUGCCGGUAAAGCUAUCAUUCACGCUGACGGUGUCAAUUUCAGUAAUGGCAACAGUUUUGCCAUCAAGAUGGACGACCUGAUUCUUCAAGAAGAGCUUGGCAAGGGGCAGUAUGGCACUGUACAAAAGGUGCGACAUCGAGUUACCAACGUUGUAAUGGCAAUGAAGGAAAUCCGUCUCGAGCUUGACGAAACCAAACUGCAUCAAAUCCUCAUGGAAUUAGAUAUCCUCCACAAGAGUACGGGCGAUUACAUUGUAGAAUUCUAUGGUGCCUUCUUUAUCGAGUCAUGUGUAUAUUAUUGUAUGGAGUAUAUGGAUGCCGGGUCCUUGGAUAAACUAUACGGUGAUGGCGUACCGGAAGAUGUCUUGGCAAAAAUUGCUAUAUCGAUGGUGAAAGGCCUGAAAUUCCUGAAAGACGAACUUUCCAUUAUUCAUAGAGAUGUUAAACCUACAAAUGUUCUGGUUAAUUUGGCGGGACAAGUGAAGUUAUGCGAUUUUGGCGUUUCGGGGCAAUUGGAUAAAUCCUUGGCGAAAACGAACAUUGGUUGCCAGAGUUACAUGGCGCCUGAACGUAUCAAGGCCGCCAAUACGUAUACCGUCUCUUCGGAUGUAUGGUCGCUCGGUCUUUCUUUAGUAGAGAUGGCCGGUGGCAAAUAUCCAUACACAUACGAUAACAUGUUUGCGCAGCUGAAAGCCAUCAUCGAUGAAGAGCCACCGACGAUGCCCGACUCCUACUCUCCCGAAGCAAGGGAUUUUAUCGCUGCAUGUCUUCGAAAAGAUCCAUUGAAAAGACCAACUUAUUCCCAGUUACUGGAGCAUCCUUUCGUCAAGAAGUAUGAAGAUGCUGACGUUGAUAUGGCGAAAUGGGCCCAAGAAGCUGUCGCCGCAAGGAAAACUCGAGAAACCCCGUCCUCUGCCAAAUAAGAAGAACCAUUUGGAUUACAUGUUUUGUCAAACUAUCCGUUUUCACGGUAGUUUAUUACAGCCUCAUCAUUUUUUUUUUUACCGUCAUCUAUUCCCUAAUUUCCCCUUCAAAAAAAAAUCCCAAAAAAUGCAAUCGAAACCGUGUCAAUCUAUAUAUCCGUUUUUUAU
Molecule: messenger RNA, 1554 nt
Organism: Radiomyces spectabilis
Lineage: Eukaryota; Fungi; Mucoromycota; Mucoromycetes; Mucorales; Radiomycetaceae
Product: kinase-like domain-containing protein
Exons: 8
Coding region: 103-1386 (427 amino acids)
Biological process (GO): MAPK cascade; cellular hyperosmotic response; protein phosphorylation
Molecular function (GO): ATP binding; MAP kinase kinase activity
Source: RefSeq, a predicted model, not a curated record